Messenger RNA from Paramecium tetraurelia, 732 nucleotides. RefSeq lists its product as uncharacterized. The transcript has 2 exons. Lineage: Eukaryota; Ciliophora; Oligohymenophorea; Peniculida; Parameciidae. The record is from RefSeq and is a predicted model, not a curated record.
AUGUAAAUUAAUGGCCGUUUAACUUCAGGUGAUAGAUAUCCCGAAGUCAAUAUAGAACAGGAGGCGGCUGAAAUGGCAUCCAGGAUUUUGGAGAGAGUUCGUUAAAAAUCAAAUGCCAAAUCUACUUAGAAACUUUUAGUAAAACCAGAAAAUUUUAGAUCAAGUGAUUAUAUACCUAGGCCAUCUGAAAUUUAGUCAGUUAGAGAGGGAACCAUAUCUAUUACUGAUCGUAAUGAACUCAAAUUUGAACAAAAUUUCAAUAAAAUGAAUCCCCUUAAGAAUUAUUUUAAAUCAAACAAUAAUUAGAUUGAAACUAUGAAAACACCUCAAAGAUCACAAUUUAAAUCAGCCUCUUCAGGUAUGUAAGACAUUUAUCAAAAAACUGUAAAAUUAAAUAAUAACAAUUAUUAUGUUCCUGAACAUCAAUCAUAAUCCACUGCUGAUAAACCAGAUAGUACUAAAUUAAUUAAACUAACAGAUAGUGUAAAUAGUCUGGUCAAUAAGAAAUCUGAUCUUUUAGCAAAACAUAGAAGAGUUGAGAGUAAUAUGCAAUUUAAAUUGGUAUUGAACGCAAAGCCUGAUCAAUUAUAAACUCCUGUUAAGUCUAAUAAAGAAGACAUAGUUUCAUAAUUAUUAGGUAGUUUGCGAAACCAAAAGAAAUACUCAGAUUAUAAAAACUCAGCUUAAAAAUGAAUUACUAAUAUUAAAUUGAAUUUACUCCAAUUAUAAAUA